CAGAGGUGUUAAAGGGCCACUCUAUCUUGAAUGGUCCCUUAAAAUACAAGUGCUAACUACUAUACUCAACAUGUUGCACGUAGCUGAGCGGCUGCAGGCUGGGAGACAGGGGAGUACCUUUCCCAGCCCUAAGAGCUCCGUGCAGCUCCAAAGCAUGUCUCUCCCACCAACAGAAGUUGUGCCAAUAAAAGUGAUGAUCUCACCCACCUUCUUUUUGGCUCUAUUAUUGUUCUCAGUGCCAGGAGCGCUGGAAGCCCCCCGUGGUUAAUAGCAGGCACUCAGGGAACCCCUUGGCACGGGGCAGGCGAGACCCCUGGCGUGCUCAGCACAGCGGGCAUGCCCAGGGCCAGCUGGACACGAGGUACCGGGUGGCAAUGCGGGACACUCCCCCUUGCCCCGGGGUAUGCCGAGCGCCCAGGCCCUGCCCCAUGGCCCCUGGCCCGUGCCAGGCUGGGACCCUCCCCGCCGCGGCUCGGGCCGAGGAAGAGCCGGGGUGCGGUGCUGGGCGGAGGAGCGGCGGGGACAGGUCUGAGCAGAGCCCGGCGCGGGGAGGGAGGCGCAGCCGGCGCCCGCAGGGGGUAGGAGGGAGCCGCGGCGGGGCACGGAGCGCAGCGGAGCCGCGGCCCCGGAGCCCUGCGAUCCCCGCCCCGCAGGCGGAGCCCCCUGCCCGCCGGGGCCGAGCGCAGGGACAGGAGCCCGCAGGCCGCUCCCGGGAGCCGUCCAGGCCCGGAGAGCGCGGAGCCCUGUCCGCACCCCAUGAGGCUCCCCCCGGCGGCGGCGCCCUGACCUCCGGAUCCGCCCCGAUGUCGGGUCCCCGGGGCGCCCUGCAGGCCUGGUGCCGCCGCCAGUGCGAGGGCUACCCCGGCGUGGAGAUCCGCGACCUCAGCAGCUCCUUCCGCGACGGCCUGGCCUUCUGCGCCAUCCUGCACCGGCACCGGCCCGACCUGCUAGAUUUUGAUUCACUCUCCAAGGACAAUGUCUACGAGAACAACCACCUGGCCUUUGAGUUGGCAGAGCGGGAGCUGGGGAUCCCCGCCCUGCUGGAUCCCAACGAUAUGGUCUCCAUGAGGGUCCCCGAUUGCCUCAGCAUCAUGACCUACGUGUCUCAGUAUUACAACCAUUUCACCAACCCCAACCAAGCCAGAGUCCCUCCGCCCAUGAGGCACCCGGCUGCUGCCUCGUCACCCCCUCUGCCAGCUCCCAAGAAGCCCAUCCCUGCAGCGGGGAGCACCACGGCACCACAGGAUGAUGUUGUCGAAGGCCUGGUGGAGCGGUCCCAGCGCAACACACUCAGCAGCACCUGCGCAGCCUGCCACCAGCACGUCCACCUGGUUCAGCGCUACCUGGCUGACGGCAAACUGUACCACCGCCAGUGUUUCAGGUGUAAGGAAUGUUCCAGCACACUACUCCCUGGAUCCUACAAACCUGGGCCGGAGUCGGGCACUUUUGUGUGCACCCAGCACCGGGGCAAGCUGGGCCUGAGUGGGAGGACGGAGUGCAGGCCCAGCCCUGAUUUGCAGCACCCGGGCAAGAGGACUGAGGCUGGGGCAGCCACUGUGGGUGAGGAUGCCCCCCCCUCGGAGGAGGAGGAGGAAGGGAAAGAGGACGGUGUCCAAACAUCCAUGGCGAUUGCAUCAGAGAGCCACCCACCAGGAGAGAAGGAGACAGGUGCAGCAGAGAAGGGUCGUGCACCCAUUGGAGUGGAGACGGCAGCGUCCCCUGUCCGUGCAGAGAAUGAAACACCCAGCUCUGAGCCCUGCUCCCAAACUCCACCCAGGCCUCCUCUCCCCAGCAAACCACCAGUGCCCAGCCAGGACAAAGCCAGCCCACUGGACGGACGGCUCAAGGACACUCGUCCCACCCCUGCCCCGAGGAGGGGCGCAGACGCAGCAGCCCCGUCACCACCAAGCUCUCACCCCGUCCCUCGGCCUAGAUCCAACGUGCAGAGUGAGGCCUCUGAGCCAGGGCCUGGCCUGGUGAAUGGUAGGGUACCUGAACCCGGCCCCCCAGUCCCCAAACCGAGAGGGAGACCCACCUCCUCAGAUCGAGUGGGAGCUGCUGUGAGACCAAAGGACCCUCCAUGGAUUGCGUUGGUUCAGCCAGAGCCCAAGAGGAAGCCGGCUCCUCCCCCACCAGGCAGUGGCCAGGAGACUCCCACGAGGGCUUCAGAGGAAGAGGAGGAGCAGGGGAAAGGGAGGGAAAGGGAGAGCAGAUCCGCCAGCAGGGAGCCGAAAGCCUACAACCCCUUUGAGGAGGAGGAGGAAGAAGAGGAAGGUGCAACACCAAAGAGCACGCCAAAGCAGGACCAGAGUGAGAGCACGACAAAACCCACUCAUCCCUGGUACCGCAUCACCCCUACUAGCAGUCCCAAGACAAAGAAACGUCCGGCUCCGCGAGCACCCAGUGCCUCCCCCCUAGUUCACCAUCCCAUCUCCAGGCUCUCGCACUCAGAGCCAUCCUCCUCCACCCCAUCACCUGCCCUCAGCCUUGAGAGCAUCAACUCCGAGUGUUCAGCCAAGGCCGCUGGUGACCCGGAUGAGGUGUCAGUGCCCAAGAGCUCCUCUGAACCCACAGUCCAUGUGCCGGCUGCUUCCAAGAUCUCCUGUGCAGAUACUCCGCUCACCAGUGUCUCCUCCAGUGAGAGCCCUGCAGCCCCAGCCAGCCUGUCCGCCAACUCCUCCUUCUCUUCCUCCAGUGAGCUAGCCAGCUCCAGUGGGGAGGCGCAGGGGGGAGCUCAACAGACCAGCAAGAGCUUUUCUGACAGCAAUUUAAAGACGAGCCCCAGCCAACUGCCCCCCAAGCCUCCUGCCAGUGCUAGUCCCACACCCAUCCUGUUGGCCUCGGACAUGGGUGAAGGAGGCCCCAAGAAUUCCCCAUCGCCCAAGCCGCAGCUGAAGUCUUCAUGCAAAGAGAAUCCCUUCAACCGGAAGUCGUCACCUGUCACCUCCCCCUCGGCCCAGAAACCCCCCAAAGGAUCCAAGCCAGCGCGCCCUCCUGCACCAGGACAUGGCUUCCCGCUGAUCAAACGCAAGGUCCAGGCGGAUCAGUACGUCCCAGUGGAGGAUAUUUACGGAGAGAUGGACACCAUUGAGCAGCGGCUGGACGAGCUGGAGCACCGAGGGGUGGAACUGGAGGAGAAACUCCGCAGUGUCGAAAAUGAUAGCCCUGAGGACAGCCUGCUGGUGGACUGGUUCAAGCUCAUCCACGAGAAGCACAUGCUGGUGCGCCGUGAGUCAGAGCUCAUCUACAUUUUUAAGCAGCAGAACUUGGAGCAGCGUCAGGCUGAUGUAGAGUACGAACUGCGGUGCCUUCUCAAUAAGCCGGCUAAGGACUGGACGGAUGACGACCGAGAGAGGGAGACAGUGCUGAUGCAGGAGCUGGUCACCAUUAUUGAACAACGUAAUGCCAUUGUCAACUGCCUGGAUGAGGACCGGCAAAGAGAGGAAGAGGAGGAUAAAUUGUUGGAAGCCAUGAUUAAAAAGAAAGAAUUUCACAAGGAGUCUGAGGGCAAGAAGAAAGGAAAGUUCAAGCCCAUGAAGGUGCUGAAGCUGCUUGGCAAUAAACAUGAAUCAAAGAGCAAGUCACCCAAGGAGAAAAGCUAGAGCAGGAGAAAGCCAGAAGCAAGGAUGGAUGCACUGCUGUCUGACUGCAUCAGCCCUCCCUGUGGCUGGCUGGAUACCUGCCACUGGGGCUUCUGCCUCCCACUCCCCUCCAGAAGCUGUCUCUCCCCUCUCGUCAACCCCCACAUGCCAACACUGAUUUCUCCCAGGGAAACUUAGCUUUCAGCCACAGACAUGGAGUUGCCCAAAAAAGAGGAGACAUGGCGAGUCUGAUCAACAAUACCCCCCCUUCCUAAGGCUGUGGGGAGCCUGAUCAGAGGAGAAAAGAUACUAUCCACAAGCUUUGGGGAGUGGGGAGGAGGUGAAAUAGCUUUAGGAGAUAUUACCCAGUUGUGUGUUUAUUAUUAUUAUUAACUGUCUGAGCGGUAAGUAAAGGAUUUUGGUAUUUGUGGGAAACUUGCACUAAUUGCCCCGUCCCUCACUCUAACUGUGAUAGUCACAUGUGCCUCAUACCCUCUGCCUUGGGGGACUGUACACAGUUGUCCCUCCCCAACCGCCACUUCGUUCCCUAGCAGUCUGAAUUCCCACUCUUAACUUUGGUAAAAGACUCUGGGGCUUAUAAACAGGAUUAUUUUAUUGGCACUAAAUUCACAUUAAAAAACUAAACAAAAAGGAAAGAAACCCUAAAAACUUUCCAUGCCUCAAGUUCCUAAAAAAAAAAAAGUAACCACUGUCCUGUUUGUGGAGAGAUUCCCCUCCCCCUGAUGACACACACCCCACGAGCUUCAGGGCUGGGAGGGAUCAAUGACGGGGCCAGGCAGAACGGCUAAGGAAAAGGGAUUACGGGGAGUCCAAUUGGACAUGUCCAAGAUACCCCACCCAGGACAUUUAACCCUCGCUGCAAGACUUUAUUCAGUGCCAGCAAGGUUGUCCUGUUGCCUUGCUCACUAGUGCUGCCCUCUGCCAGCUUGGGGAGUGGGGAGGGAAUCUCAGCUGGCCCUUCUCCAGCUUUGUUUGUAUUUAUAUUUUUAAAAGUGCAAAAGGGGGGAUUUGGGGCUUUU
Malaclemys terrapin pileata is the source of this 4621-nucleotide messenger RNA. It is a transcript of the gene MICALL1, whose product is annotated as MICAL like 1. The coding region runs from base 375 to 3602 and encodes 1075 amino acids. The transcript is spliced from 16 exons. The record is from RefSeq and is a predicted model, not a curated record. Gene Ontology annotation, molecular function: protein binding. Lineage: Eukaryota; Metazoa; Chordata; Testudines; Emydidae.